Molecule: messenger RNA, 1902 nt
Organism: Chenopodium quinoa (quinoa)
Lineage: Eukaryota; Viridiplantae; Streptophyta; Magnoliopsida; Caryophyllales; Amaranthaceae
Product: guanosine nucleotide diphosphate dissociation inhibitor 2
Exons: 13
Coding region: 205-1539 (444 amino acids)
Biological process (GO): protein transport; vesicle-mediated transport; small GTPase-mediated signal transduction
Cellular component (GO): cytoplasm
Molecular function (GO): Rab GDP-dissociation inhibitor activity
Source: RefSeq, a predicted model, not a curated record
ACUUUAAUCUUUCUCAAACCUCAAACAAGGCAUCUUCCCCUCUCUCUCUCCAUCUGUCGUGCUCCUUUUAAUCUCAUUUAUAUAUUGACUUCAGAAUUCAGGAGCCCUAAUUCUUCUAAUCUCUCUUUUCUCCAUUUCUCAGUCUUUCUUCCUCAACUUUCCACCGAUCUGAGUUUUCUUCGAUUUGAUCUGAGUUGAAUCGCCAUGGAUGAAGAAUACGAUGUCAUAGUCCUUGGAACUGGUCUCAAGGAAUGCAUUCUCAGUGGUCUACUCUCUGUUGAUGGUCUCAAGGUCCUACACAUGGAUAGAAAUGACUAUUAUGGAGGAGAAUCAACUUCACUUAAUCUCAUUCAGCUUUGGAAGAAGUUUAGGGGAGAUGACAAGCCUCCAGCAGAGUUAGGUCCCAGCAGAGACUAUAAUGUGGAUAUGAUGCCAAAGUUCAUAAUGGCAAAUGGUGCUCUUGUCCGGGUUUUGAUACACACAGAUGUCACAAAAUAUCUCUACUUUAAAGCAGUUGAUGGUAGUUUUGUGUUCAACAAAGGAAAGGUUCACAAAGUACCUGCUACUGACAUGGAGGCCCUGAAAUCUCCAUUGAUGGGAUUGUUUGAGAAACGUCGUGCUCGUAAGUUUUUCAUUUUUGUGCAAGAUUAUGUGGAGAAUGAUCCCAAGACACACGAUGGACUGGACCUGACCAGAGUGACUACAAGAGAGCUUAUAGCAAAAUAUGGCCUUGAUGACAACACCAUAGAUUUCAUUGGUCAUGCAUUGGCCCUUCAAAGAGAUGAUCGCUACCUGAAUGAACCUGCAAUAGAUACUGUGAAAAGAAUGAAGCUAUAUGCCGAAUCUCUGGCACGCUUCCAAGGAGGAUCACCGUAUAUCUAUCCCUUGUACGGAUUAGGAGAACUACCUCAGGCAUUUGCACGGCUGAGUGCUGUUUAUGGUGGAACAUACAUGUUGAAUAAGCCAGAAUGCAAGGUUGAAUUUGAUGCCGAGGGAAAAGUUGUAGGUGUAACAUCUGAGGGAGAAACUGCUAAGUGCAAAAAAGUUGUCUGUGAUCCAUCUUAUCUUCCUAACAAGACAAGGAAGGUGGGAAAGGUUGCGAGGGCUAUUGCCAUUAUGAGCCAUCCGAUUCCUAACACAAAUGAUUCACACUCGGUGCAAAUUAUUCUGCCCCAGAAGCAAUUAGGUCGUAGAUCUGACAUGUAUGUCUUCUGCUGUUCCUAUACUCAUAAUGUUGCGCCAAAGGGAAAGUUCAUUGCUUUUGUAUCAACAGAAGCUGAAACCGACAAUCCUCAAACUGAAUUGAAGCCUGGAAUCGAUCUUCUAGGCCCAGUUGAUGAGAUGUUUUUUGAUAUCUAUGAUAGAUAUGAGCCUGUCAAUGAACCUUCUUUGGACAAUUGUUUUAUAUCUACGAGUUAUGAUGGUACAACACACUUUGAAUCCACUGUCACAGAUGUGCUCAACAUGUAUACAAUGAUAACUGGAAAGGUUUUAGACCUUAAUGUGGAUCUUAAUGCUGCCAGUGCAGCUGAAGAGUGAAACUCAGUUUAGCUGUGUGAACGAUGUAUUGCUCCUUCUGUUCCUAAACAUACCAAUCUAUCUUCUGGGGUUUGUGGCUUGUGCCAUGAAACUCGUUGGAUCAACAUGUAAUAAGUUUGUUGCUGUGUUAUGAAUUUUAAUGCGCAGGGAGAACUAAUGUUGCUGUGCUUCUCUGUUGGGCUGUUGGUGUUGGAUGACUGAAAAUGUCCUGUUCAGUUUUUUUUUUUUUUUUUUUGGGUCCUUGUACAAACAUGCUUUCCUGAUAAUUUAAAUUUAGAGCACGAUUCACAUAUUUGGUUUGGAAUUCUUUUGGUAAACUUUUGUGGCAAGUAAUUAUCAUAAUCGCGAUUAGGUAUUUUAUUA